Lolium rigidum is the source of this 2451-nucleotide messenger RNA. RefSeq names its product phosphatidylinositol 4-phosphate 5-kinase 6-like. The transcript has 8 exons. The coding region runs from base 10 to 2451 and encodes 813 amino acids. NCBI's taxonomy places the organism in Eukaryota, Viridiplantae, Streptophyta, Magnoliopsida, Poales, Poaceae. Gene Ontology annotation, biological process: phosphatidylinositol metabolic process. The record is from RefSeq and is a predicted model, not a curated record. Gene Ontology annotation, molecular function: ATP binding; 1-phosphatidylinositol-4-phosphate 5-kinase activity.
CACGCCACCAUGACGGGGGGCAAGAUGAACCAGAUCCCGGCUCCGGCGAGCCGGCUGUGGGAGGCGGGGAUCCGCAAGCUCAACACCACCAUGGCCAUCCGCCGAGGUAGCUCCGUAUUUCCAGCCACCGGACCCGCCGUGAUCGACGGCGACCCAGCCGUCGCCCUCUCCGUGGUCGCCUCUUCCAACACCAUCUACGGCUAUGACGUUGUCGAAAACGACGCCGACAGCGCUGCCACCGAGGAGAAUGACGAAGACGAGGACGACGAGGAGGAGGAGGACGAGGACGAGGAGGAAGACGACGAUUCUGCGGUCUCGGUCACCCACUCGGAGCAGCUGCUCCCCAGCGGCGACUUCUACCAGGGUGGCGUCAGCGAGGACCUCCCGCACGGCUCCGGCAAGUUUUUGUGGACGGACGGCAGCAUGUACGAGGGCUCGUGGCGCCGGGGGCGCGCGUCCGGCCGUGGCAAGUUCUCCUGGCCCUCCGGCGCAACCUACGAGGGCGACCUCGCCGGCGGCUACAUGCACGGACACGGCACCUACAUCGGCGAGUUCGGGGACACGUUCGCGGGACACUGGGCCAACAACUUCCGGCACGGCCGCGGCACGCAGGCGUACGCCAACGGCGACGUCUACGACGGACACUGGCGCGACGGGCGGCAGGACGGGCACGGCCGCUAUAUUUGGCGGUACGGGCACGAGUACAUCGGCACGUGGAAGGCCGGCGAGAUGCACGGCUGCGGCACCGUGAUAUGGGCGGACGGCGACCGGUACGACGGCGCGUGGGAGGACGCCAAGCCAAAGGGCCAGGGCACGUUCCGGUGGGCUGACGGAAGCAUGUACAUCGGGGUCUGGUGGCAGGAGCAGGAGUCUGGCGAGACCAACGCCAAGAGCGGCGUCUACUACCCUCCUUCCGGUGGGCCGGCCGUGCCCAUGCCGCCGCGGGAGCCCAGGGAGGCGAUCACCAAACUGCUGGAGGAGCUGGAGGUGACGGAGGGGAAGGUGGCGUCGCUGCUGCCGUCGCAGAAGAUAGUCACGUGGCCCGGGGUAGAGGCCGUGCUCAAGAAGCCGGUGUGGCGGCCGCCGGAGCCCGAGCAAAUCCAAGGGAGGAGGUCCAGCGUGCACAGGAUGAGCAGUGUGUCGGACAUGGACAACAUUCCCGAAGCGGAGGAGGCCCCGGCCCCGGCCCAGACGCAGUCCGGCCAGUUCCUGGCCGGCGGCAGCGAGGAUGCGCAGGCCAGGGCGGCGUCAGUGGAGAGGGCGUGGCUGCGAGCGACGUCGUGCAUGCGCGCCCCGCCGAAGCCGGCGAAGAAGCAGGGGGAGACCAUAUCCAAGGGGCACAAGAACUACGAGCUCAUGCUCAACCUCCAGCUUGGCAUCAGGCAUGCUGUGGGGAGGCAUUCUGCGCCAAACACGCUGGAUCUGAAAUCAAGGGCGUUUGAUCCCAAUGAGAAGGUGUGGACGAGGUUUCCUCCUGAAGGAUCAAAGCACACGCCGCCUCACCAAUCCUGCGAUUUCCGGUGGAAGGACUACUGCCCCUUGGUCUUCAGGACAUUGCGCAAGCUCUUCGACGUUGACCCAGCAGACUACAUGAUCUCCAUUUGCGGCGAUGAUGCGCUCCGGGAGCUAUCAUCGCCUGGCAAAAGUGGAAGCUUCUUCUACCUCACCAAUGAUGACAAGUACAUGAUCAAGACAAUGAAGAAAGCAGAAGUUAAGGUGCUUCUUAGGAUGCUUCCAGCCUAUUAUAAACAUGUACGCAAUUACGAACAUACUCUAGUGACCAAGUUCUUUGGCCUGCACUGUGUUAAAAUCACAGGAGGUAUUCAGAAAAAGGUUCGGUUUGUCAUAAUGGGGAACCUCUUCUGCUCUCACUAUGCGAUUCAUCGGCGUUUUGAUUUGAAAGGAUCUUCGCAAGGUCGCAUGACCGACAAACCCCUUGAUCAAAUUGAUGAGCACACCACUCUGAAGGAUCUUGAUCUCAAUUUUAUUUUCCGGUUAGGAGGAACUUGGUUCCAGGACUUCUGCAGGCAAGUGGACAAAGAUUGCGAGUUGCUAGAGCAGGAGAGGAUCAUGGAUUAUAGUCUUUUAGUCGGCAUUCACUUCAAAGAUCGACAUUGUACUAAUGCUGACAACGGUGCUGCUGAAGAUUCUGAACAAAAUAGGAAAUUACCACUGAAACUGGGGAUCGCCAUGCAGUCGAGGGUGGAGAACGUCGUGCGGAACCCCGAGAGCGAGUCGCCUCUCAUCGGCGAUCCCACCGGAGAAUUUCGGGAGGUGGUCCUCUUCUUCGGCAUCAUUGACAUCCUGCAGGACUACGACAUCAGCAAGAAGCUGGAGCACGCCUACAAGUCCCAACUCUAUGACCCCAACUCUAUAUCUGCCGUCGACCCCAAGCAGUACUGCAAGCGGUUCAGAGACUUCAUAUACAGGGCUUUCACUGAAGAUGUGUAG